This is a messenger RNA of Mangifera indica (mango), 1770 nucleotides long. Its product is annotated as deoxyribodipyrimidine photo-lyase. Gene Ontology annotation, molecular function: deoxyribodipyrimidine photo-lyase activity. The coding region runs from base 128 to 1642 and encodes 504 amino acids. Gene Ontology annotation, biological process: photoreactive repair. The record is from RefSeq and is a predicted model, not a curated record. The transcript is spliced from 9 exons. Lineage: Eukaryota; Viridiplantae; Streptophyta; Magnoliopsida; Sapindales; Anacardiaceae.
CCGUUUCAAAGCCACCAAUUCGUCUGUAAAUGUUUCCCCUUCCCUCCAUUUCCUAACCCCUUUUUCUCGUAUUUUUCUCCCUUAACCUCCUGCCUUGGCGCAUAUUAACAGAAGCCUCCGCGCAUCCAUGGCCUCUCUAUCUCCGCCGUCGGCCUCCGUCCAACCGGGCCGCAUUCGGGUUCUAAAACAAGGUUCCCCCCCACCAUUGGAUCGACAUGCUGGUCCGGUUGUUUACUGGAUGUUCAGAGAGCAACGGCUGAGAGACAACUGGGCUUUGAUUCACGCUGUUGAUCAAGCGAACAAGAAUAACGUGCCUGUGGCUGUGGCUUUUAAUCUUUUUGAUCAGUUCUUGGGUGCUAAGGCGAGGCAACUGGGCUUCAUGCUAAAAGGUCUGCGUCACCUGCACAAGAGUAUGGAAGAAACUUUUCAGAUUCCAUUUUUCUUGUUUCAGGGAGAUGCUGAAGAGACUAUACCGAAAUUUGUAGAAGAAUGCGGCGCUUCAUUGUUAGUAACUGAUUUCUCACCUUUAAGGGAAAUUAGGAGAUGUAAAGACAAAAUAUGCAAGAGAGUGAGCGAUUCGGUAGCUAUACAUGAAGUUGAUGCACACAAUGUGGUACCUAUAUGGGUGGCCUCUGAGAAGUUGGAGUACAGUGCCAAGACCUUACGUGGGAAGAUCAAUAAAUUGCUUCCGGAGUACCUCAUUGAGUUUCCUUUGUUGCAACCUCAACAUACAAAAUGGCCUACCACUAGACGGUCGAUUGAUUGGGAUAGCGUUAUUGCUGAUGUUUUAAGGAAAGGGGCUGAAGUUCCUGAAAUUGAUUGGUGUCAACCUGGAGAAGAUGCAGCAAUGGAAGUAUUGAAGGGAAAUGAAGAUGGGUUUUUAACAAAGAGGCUGAAGAACUAUCCUACAGAUCGGAAUAACCCACUGAAACCCAGAGCACUUUCCUGUCUCUCUCCAUAUUUGCAUUUUGGGCAGAUAUCUGCACAGAGGUGUGCCGUGGAGGCACGUCUUGCAAGGAAACUCUGUCCUGAGCUUCUGUAUCUACCUGCUACUCUAAAGGCAAUUGAUACAUUUUUGGAGGAGCUGAUUGUGCGAAGAGAACUUGCUGAAAAUUUUUGCUUCUACCAGCCACAUUAUGAUUCAUUAAACGGGGCAUGGGAAUGGGCUCGUAAGUCCUUGAAGGACCAUGCCUCUGAUAAACGAGAGCAUAUUUACACGAAGGAGCAAUUUGAGAAGGCACAGACUGCUGAUCCUCUUUGGAAUGCUGCUCAGUUGGAGAUGGUUCACCAUGGGAAGAUGCAUGGUUUUAUGCGGAUGUAUUGGGCAAAAAAGAUUCUUGAGUGGACAAGAGGACCCGAAGAAGCCCUGGCAAUAUCAAUAUAUCUAAAUGACAAGUAUGAAAUAGAUGGGAGGGAUCCAAAUGGAUAUGUUGGCUGCAUGUGGUCAAUAUGCGGUGUUCAUGAUCAGGGCUGGAAAGAGCGACCUAUAUUUGGGAAAAUACGUUACAUGAACUAUGCAGGCUGCAAGAGGAAAUUUGAUGUUGAUGGGUACAUUUCCCUUGUGAAGAAGCUAGUAGGCCAAUCUAAGAAGAGAAAAGCAGAAACCUCUCUCACUGGAAAACCAAAGCAACUCCAUACAUAGGGAAAUUUUAAUCAACAUAAAAUCAGAAGCCUUUUAGUUUUAUGUAUUUUGAAGCUUAGGUCACUGCACUGGUUAGAUUCAGAUAAUUUUUGUGCAAUUAAUAUCCUAUCAUAUAUCCCCCAUGCAAA